Homarus americanus (American lobster) is the source of this 813-nucleotide messenger RNA. RefSeq names its product anti-sigma-I factor RsgI-like. The coding region runs from base 1 to 813 and encodes 270 amino acids. The record is from RefSeq and is a predicted model, not a curated record. NCBI's taxonomy places the organism in Eukaryota, Metazoa, Arthropoda, Malacostraca, Decapoda, Nephropidae. The transcript has 4 exons.
AUGUUUAUUAAGAAUGUGAGGCUAAGCUCCAGCCACUAUCCAGGGCUACCAACAGCUCCAGAGACAAACCAGGGCUACCCACAGAUCCAGAAACAAACCAGGGCUACCAACACCUCCAGAAACAAACCAGGGCUACCAACAGCUCCAGAAACAAACCAGGGCUACCAACAGCUCCAGCCACUAUCCAGGGCUACAACAGAUCCAGUAACAAACCAGGGCUACCAACGAUCCAGUAACAAAACCAGGGCUACCAACAGCUCAGAGACAAACCAGGGCUACCAACAGAUCCAGUCCAGAAAUAACCAGGGCUACCAACAGUCCAGAGACAAACCAGGGCUACCAACAGAUCCAGUAACAACCGGGGCUACCAACGGAUCCAGUAACAAACAGGGCUACCAACAGCUCCAGAGACAAACCAGGGCUACCAACGGAUCCAGUAACAAACCAGGGCUACCAACAGCUCCAGAGACAAACCAGGGCUACCAACAGAUCAGUAACAAACCAGGGGCUACCAACGGAUCCAGUAACAAACCAGGGCUACCACAGAUCCAGUCCAGAAAUAACCAGGGCUACCAACAGCUCCAGAGACAAACCAGGGCUACCAACAGGUCCAGAAAUAACCAGGGCUACCAACAGGCCCAGAAACAACCAGGACUACCAACAGGUCCAGAAAUAACUAGGGCUACCAACAGGUCCAGAAAUGACCAGGGCUACCAACAGGUCCAGAAACCAGGGCUACCAACAGGUCCAGAAAUAACCAGGGCUACCAACAGGCCCAGAAAUAACCAGGACUACCAACAGGUCCAGAAAUAA